Messenger RNA from Linum trigynum, 3535 nucleotides. The record is from the annotation of a GenBank genome assembly. Lineage: Eukaryota; Viridiplantae; Streptophyta; Magnoliopsida; Malpighiales; Linaceae.
CGCACCGACCGACCCCAUAGCCCCUUUUAGCUGCAAACCGACCGGGCGGUUUCGGUUAAUGCACGGUUACACCGGCGCCACCGAAAAAGAAGGAGACGGUUCGGUUCAACAACUUACCCGGUCAAAACCGAGGUGGAAAAGAAUCCAUCUAUGCCAACAUCUCCAAUUCUGUCUCUCUACUUCUCCCCAAAAUUCCCAAUUUCAGUUCAUCCCUCUACUUCUUCCCCAAAUACCCAGCUUCAACUCUCUGCUUCUCCCAAAAUUGCCAGGUCCCAACGAGACUCUGCUUCUUCAUCGCCGAAAUCGCCGGCCGACCAUAGCCAAUUGGAGAUUCGGCAACCGGGGAGAAGCAUCCCUACCCUCCCUGCGUUCAUCGGCAAGAACAGAGGAGGCGGCGGCAGCAGCUCGACCCGAGAGUGACAAAUCGGGCGUCUCGGUCACUGACUGAACUCACGCCGCGGCAAGGGUGAUUGUAGAUUUAGUGGAUUCGAAGUGGCUUCAUCAAUCCAGUUCUCCGACUUUCCUCCUUCUUCGUCGGAUUCGUGCAGAGAAGGAGAGCGAGAGAGCGGAGGAGAGAGCAUAGACAAGGCAGAUUCUUCUUCUUCUCUGACCUUCUUCGUUCUGGAUUCCGUCGAGGUGGAGCCGGCGAGGUGGAACGGCGACGAUGGUGGAGGGGGAAGGGAUGGUGGAGGUCUGGAACGUCGGCGGUGAAGGGGGAAGGGGAAGGGCUGGGCUGCGCGACGAUGGUGAAGGGGGAAGGGGUCGGUCGAUUUGGGAUUAGGGUAAUAGGGACCCUGGGACGACAUCGUUUUUGGGAUAGGGAAGGGGGUCGGUUAGCCGGUUAACCGUCGGUUUCCGACCACGGUUAGUCGGCUAACCGGACCCAUGAUAUUUCCCACCGCCAACCGACCGCUGCUAUUGGGAUCGCGGUCGGUUCGGUUGAAACCGUCUGGUUAACUACUAACCGAAAAACCGUCCGCUAGCCGAAAACCGGUCGGUUCGGUUGAAACCGUCUGGUUAACUACUAACCGGAAAACCGUCCGCCAGCCCUACUAUCCAGUAACUCUAAUUGCUCUGUUGAUCAUUCUACAAUCGAGUUUUGUUGAGACUAGCGAUUCAGAGAAUAAUAACAAGAUUACAGAAGAGAGCGAUAACUAAAUUGUAACAAGGUAAAACGAUUCAAGAUUUGAUCAUGAGGGUUUUGGCUAGAAGUGUAUACCAAUUGGUCCAAUUGCAAACCGAUCGGCUUUUAGACCAAACCGGAUUGGACCAUGUGACCAUAUGCUGUCCUUGGCAAAAUGCAAUUCUAACAAAUGGAAGCCAUGCCAACAACGUCCUAUGAUUGUUACCGUGAUACUACAGUUAUCACUUGUUCACAAAACAGAGCAGAGUACAAAGAAAAUACAAUUCCGAUGAAUGAAACAGAGCAUAACAUUCUGGUGGCUUUUCCAUCUCUGACAAAUAUUUGCAGCCACAAGCAUUUCAUGCUCUUGACCUCUUACCAUGGCAUAAAACUACAAACAACUUCAAGAACAUCACCAGAAUUCACUUACCACUAAACCAGAAAGAAACCAUUGCAGAGAAAUAAAGAUCAAGACUUGCAAAGAUGUUGGGCCAACUGACCUCGUUCCUCCCGAGUCUCUUCUUCCUCUGCACAAUGUUCCACAGAAACCUUCCCCGUGACUUCCAGAACCACAUCGGCAAGUUCCUCCACAAGUCCCUCUUCGCCUUCCUCUACCCGUACAUCCAGAUCACCUUCCACGAGUACUCCGACGACUUCUACUACCGCCGCAACACCGCCUACGCCGCCAUCGACAACUACCUCAGCUCCAAGUCCAUCCAGCAGUCCACGUCCCUGAAGGCCGACUCCUACAAGGGAAACAAGAACAAGCUGCUGUUAACCAUCGAAGACCACCAGGAGGUCUCCGACACCUUCGCCGGCGUCACCCUAGUCUGGUCCAAGGAGAGCUCAAAGCAGAAACACAGCUACUCCGGCAAGGACAAGGUCUACAAGCUGACGUUCAACAGAAAGCACAGGGAUAUCGUCACUGGGGCUUACCUGAAGCACGUCGUCGACGAAGGCAACGCCAUCUCGCAGCAACACAGGCAGAGGAAGCUUUACGCCAACGGGUCGAAGAAGUCGUAUACGGGUUCCAGUACGGCGUCGUGGAGUCAUAUUGUGUUCAAGCAUCCGGCGUCGUUUGACACUCUGGCGAUUGAUCCGGCGAGGAAGAGGGAGAUCAUGGAUGAUUUGCUGGCGUUUAGUAAGUCGGAGGAGUACUAUGCGAGGAUUGGGAAGGCGUGGAAGAGGGGUUACCUUCUCUAUGGUCCGCCGGGGACUGGGAAGACCACCAUGAUUGCUGCUAUAGCGAACUUCUUGAGCUAUGACAUCUAUGACCUGGAGCUGACUGCGGUGAAGGACAAUUCGGAUUUGAGGAAGCUACUGAUUGAGAUAUCGAGUAAGGCGGUUGUUGUUAUAGAGGAUAUUGACUGUUCGCUUGAGAUUACAGGUCAAAGAAAGAAGAAGAAGGCCAAGAAGAAGGCUACCAAGAAGGGUGAGAGUGAAGAGGAGAAGAAAGAAGAUGAUGGUGGAAGUGGUGGUGAUGACAAGGAGUUGGAGAGUGGAGAUGAGACUGAGAGCAGCAGCAAUGUGACACUUUCUGGGUUGUUGAAUAUCAUUGAUGGGAUUUGGUCAGCUAGUGGAGGGGAGAGGGUUAUAAUAUUCACGACCAACCAUGUGGAGAAGCUGGAUGAGGCAUUGAUCAGGAAGGGAAGGAUGGACAAGCAUAUCGAGCUUUCUUACUGCGAUUUCGAAGGGUUUAAGGUGCUUGCUAAGAACUACCUUAGUAUUGAGACUCACCCGCUGUUUGAGGUCGUUCGAGGCCUGCUGGAGAAGACCAAGGUUAGCCCUGCUGAUGUAGCUGAGAGUCUGAUGCAGAAGGCUGUGGAAGAAGAUGCAGAGAUUUGCUUGAACAGGUUGAUUCAGGACCUCGAAAGUAAGACUGCCAAGGAAGGAGAACAGAGUAAGGAAGCAUAAGUGCAGAACAAGUGAAUGAAGCAGAGAAAGAAGAAAGGACAGAUUGAAUGAAGGGAAAUAAUGGGUGGAUAAGUUUGGGUUAGUUAGGUUUGGAAUUUGAGGUUUCUUAUUAUGUUUAGCGUUAAUCAUGUGUCAGUGUUUUGGAACUACAAAGAGACCUACUGGGUUGUUUAUUUAGGUUCUUCUAGUGAACUAAAAUUCGAUCAUUAUCUUCUUCGGCUAUGGCUGUUAAACCUAAAAGACAGGAAGGUAGUCAGUAGGAGAUUGUCAUAAAAUCAGUUUGCUUUUACAUAAAAAAAUCAUAAUAAUUUUUAUAAGUGUGUUGAAAAUUCUUCCUCAAGUAGUCAAGUUGAUUUAUCCUACUGUUAGUAGGAAACUUGUAGUCCUGAUACUACAAGGAGAGGAAAAGUUGCCUUGUCCGUAUUGGAUAAGGAAUAUCCUUCCUAUUUACUUUUGGAAACCGGCUGAUGGUACUCUAUAUAAACACUUUCAGAGUAU